GACAAUAGCAUAGAGAAGGCUAUUGCACAACAGAGGUAAAAUGAUUACACCAUUCACUGAAACAAAUCGUUGUACAGUAUAUAACGUUAUAUAUAACGAUACACGGGAAGUCGGGAGUGAUACAGUGUAUAUUCGAAGCUAGGUAGCUGGUGGUAUCUCUAUCGUGACAAUCUUCAUGGCAGCUUGUACAGAUAAGAUUAAUACAGAAAUGGAGUGGGCUACGGAGAAAUACUGCGAACAAAAUAACGUACGCUGGCCUAUUGCUGGAAAGCAUAUUCUCGCUCAAUUCGACGAACAUAGCGUAGUCGUGUACCAGGCGUUUUGUCCAGCAAUUGCCGAGUAUGCUGUUGAGCACCAAAGGUUUGGUGGCGAGCAGUUUUCUUUUAAUCGAAUGUCGUGGAUCAAGACCAACUUUCUCUGGAUGAUGUAUCGGUGCGGCUGGGCUUCCAAGCCUAAGCAGGAAAGGGUACUCGCUGUUCGAAUCAAGCGGGAAGCUUUUGAUGAAAUUCUUUCCAAGGCGUAUACUCCUGGAGCACAGUCGGCAGCAGGACUUGGGAAGGGGGAUAUUGAAGUUAGACUGCAGUGGGAUCCGGAUCAUCAACCAAAUGGUGAUAAGACAGCUAGACGAGCGAUACAAAUUGGUCUCAAAGGAGAGACAUUGCGGAAGUACGGGACGGAAUGGAUCGUCAAUAUUCGUGACGUCACUGAUUUUGUCAAGGAACAGUCGAAGAACACGGAGCAGAAAAGAUUGAAUUUACUAGUCGUUGCACGAGAGCGUGUCUACCCGGUAUCCAACCCUACGACUGCUCAACUCAUUGGGCUAGGUGACAGCUGAAUCAUCGAAAUGAAGAAAACAAACUUGAUAGAGCAACGACGCCCUCCUUCGGUUUAUUUCAUGACAAUUCGUCUAAUUGCCAACUAGUCGACUGUCAUUUGGUCUACCAUCAGUUCGUCCACUCACCACAUGGUCUUUCAUUUAGUCUAAUGCCAUUUCGUCUGAUAACCAGUUGGUCCAAGAGCCAUUUAUUCCAUGUACCUUUUGGUCUAAUUGGACUGAGUGUUAAAUUGUGCAAAAUGAAUGAAAAUGAAAUGGCAGUAGACCAACUAGUUAAGAGACGGAAUGAUCAUAGACAAAAUGAUGAUUUGACGAAGUGAUGAUUGGACCAAAACAAAUUAUUAUUGGAUCAAAUGGUUUUAAGACGAAAUGUUGAUGGACGAAAUAGCAUUAGACUAAAUGAAAGAAGACUAUUUGGUGAGUAGACGAAUUGGCAUUUAUCCUUUGAGGCCACCGGAAGCACUUAAAGUACGUGUGCGUUGUUUUUCUUACGUGUAUGGUCCCACGUACAGUUAAUGGAGUCAUGGAGUACUUUUCCUGUUGCGUCAGAAUUCCACGAACUCUAUCCAGGUAUCGUUCUUCAUAUAUCGAUGCGCUGAACUAAUUCGGAUGGUCUUUCAAGAAAAUUAUUACUGGAGCUGAAACUAAGGACAGGAACUUCGUGACCAUAACCUUGCCAUUAUGCUGAUGCAUGAAAGAGUUUUAUACUGAUAUUAAUGCUAUGACGAUAAAGCUGGCUUUGCAUUUCGAAUUUCUAGAGCUUUCAAACAUGAUCGCAGAGAUGAAGUGCGUCGACUCAUUUUCAUUUGAAGUUCGAAAAUUAUACACUACAAAACAGA
Messenger RNA from Lytechinus variegatus (green sea urchin), 1674 nucleotides. RefSeq lists its product as uncharacterized. The record is from RefSeq and is a predicted model, not a curated record. The transcript has 3 exons. Lineage: Eukaryota; Metazoa; Echinodermata; Echinoidea; Temnopleuroida; Toxopneustidae. Bases 176 to 835 code for a protein of 219 amino acids.